Molecule: messenger RNA, 1005 nt
Organism: Radiomyces spectabilis
Lineage: Eukaryota; Fungi; Mucoromycota; Mucoromycetes; Mucorales; Radiomycetaceae
Product: methyltransferase domain-containing protein
Exons: 2
Coding region: 1-1005 (334 amino acids)
Source: RefSeq, a predicted model, not a curated record
AUGAGCACUUUGAUCAAGAGCGUAGCUAAUGAUCGCGGUGUCAACUCUGCGGUCGAUCUGGGCUCAGGUCAAGGGUACCUUUCCCGAGCCUUGGCCUUUCAACAUGAUAUGCAGGUGCUCGCCGUCGAUAUGUCCGAGAUCCAAACCCGCGGUGCCGAAAAAUUUGAUAAAACAGCUUACAAAGGAUUCGCACGGCAGCAUGACGAGCAUGCUGAGUCUCCACGAUUACACCACGUCACGGAAAAGAUCACCCCUGACAAUAUAUCAGAUGUCCUGAAUCGAUGGGGCACGAAUACGGAUCCCAACGAACAAUGGUUGGUGUGCGGUUUGCAUGCCUGUGGAGACCUUUCAAGCAUGAUUCUACGGUUAUUUGCAGAAAGUAGUGAAGUCUCCUGUAUGGUGAAUGUCGGUUGCUGUUACCAUAAUUUAACCUGCGAAGAUGACGAGAUCGAAACUGACGAUGCUGCGCCUAUCUAUGGGUUCCCGAUGAGCCAGGCCUUAGCUGGGUACAAGAUGGGGACAACUGCACGUGUGUUAGCGUGUCAAUCACCCUGGCGGUGGGCAGAGCAGAAGAAAGGGAGCCAUGUAUCGUUUCUUCAUCACUUUUACAGAGCCUUGUUACAGAAAAUGUUUGUGGAAAAAGGCCUCUCGACCGUCUCCACUCCUCCUGUAUUAGGACGUAUGCACAAGAGAAAAGGUUUCACAGAUUACAUUCAGACCGCCUUGCGACGUUUGGAUAUGCCCGCGGAAACUAUUUCAGAGGAAGAAAGCAACGAGUACUUGGAAGAAUAUGUUUCUAAACGCGUCGACAAGCAACUCGUGGUUUUGUGGAUGUUGCGUGUUCUCUUGGCUCCAGUAUUGGAAAGCAUCGUUCUUGUGGAUCGAUACCUAUACCUGAAGGAAGCCAUUGCAUCCAGCACCAAUCCACAGAAAGGAGUAUGGAUGUUCCCGUUGUUUGAUCUAUCUGCCUCACCACGGAAUGUUGUAUUUAUUGCGUCCAAGUGA